AUGGAUUCUCAGUUAUCUCGUGUCUCUAAAAGUAGAAGAGUAUUGAAAAUUGUAUAUGAUGAUCCUGAUGCAACAGAUUCUUCAUCCGAUGAAAGAAAUAAUAUUAGUGUAGAUAAAAAAACAAUGAGGAAGAGAGUUGUGUAUGAAAUUGCAUUCCCUAAUAUUCAGAGUGAUCAAAGAGUUGAUAAUGGAUUGAACAAGAAUAAUAAGUGUGGAACACCAAAACAUGAAGUGAACAAGAAUAAUAAGAGUUGUGGAACACAAAAUGAAGCGGAACAACCUUCAUGCAAAUACAAAGGCGUUCGAAUGAGACAAUGGGGUCGAUAUUCAGCAGAAAUCCGCAAUCCGAAUACUGGUAAACGUAAUUGGCUUGGAACUUUCGACAAUGCAGAAGAGGCUUCUAAAGCUUAUGAAGCUAAAAGACAUGAAUUUGAAACUACAUACAAGAAUGGUUUGCGCAAAGGAAAGAGGAACAAGAGACUCAAAACAGUUUCUUUUGCUGAACCUUUGCGUAAAGGAAAGAGGAACAAGAGACUCAAAACAGUUUCUUUUGCUGAACCUUUGAUUGCUUCUUUGAAUGACUCCUCCAAGAGAGAGACCUCAAAUAUAUCUAUAUCUUCGCCUGAAUUGGUUAACAAUGUUGAAGUUUCAAGAGAUAAAACUAAUUCUUUAGAGAAAACAGACAUAGUGCAAGAACUGAAUGCUAUUACGAGUGUUAAUACUUCAUUGCAACUUGAGUCGAAUUGGUUAACACUUGAUGAAUCAGAGUUAGACUUGGUUGCUGGUGAUGAUCAUGGUUGCCUUGAUGACUUGAGUGAUAUUGAUAUUCCAUUUGAUUUUGAUUUUUUUGGUACUCAAUUUGCGGUUUAUCAUGGGAUUGAACAACCUCACAAAAGAAGUUCGGUUAAAGAACUUCCCAAAAUAUCCAAACAAAUUAAAGAAUCUCACAAUAAACGCGGACAAUAA
Molecule: messenger RNA, 966 nt
Organism: Lathyrus sativus (Indian pea)
Lineage: Eukaryota; Viridiplantae; Streptophyta; Magnoliopsida; Fabales; Fabaceae
Source: the annotation of a GenBank genome assembly